AAGAGGAUGACUAGAGAGAAAAAUCAUAAAGAAAGAAAAGCAGAGGGUGAAGCUGAGAAGCCAGAAGCAGUUGAGAUACACCUGGUGGCAGGAUCAAGGCAGAAAACAAGAGAGAAACAAGAGAAAAAGCAGAUACAGCGUCACCAGAAAGUCAAACAAAGGACUAAAGAGAAAGCACCAAGAGCUAGGAGACAUUCCCGGAAAGAAGCUGACAAGCCGUGGGAGCUGCUUUCGAUCAUGCGAAGCCGGGGCUGGCUCCCUCAGGAGGGGAGUGUGCGGAGGCUCCUCUGUGCAGACCCUUGCUGCCAAACCUGCAACUCUGUGGCUCUGGAGAUUCAGCAGCUGAUAUCGGGUGAGAUGACUCUGACCACCCCGACUUCAUCGGGGCCAUCGCAGGGCUCCUCAUGCCUAGAGGUUUUGUCCAUGUCCAGUCUCUCUGUUGAUCAGAGUCAGGAUUCCCUGCUCUUCAAACAGCUUUCACUUCCAUCAGCAACCCGCACAGUGUCACGACUAACAACUCAGAAAUCCGUAACCCAGUCAGCUGCCAAGUCAGCCGCCAAGCCAGCCGCCAAGUCUGCCAGCGCAAUCAGCAUCCGCCAAUACUGGGCUGGUCACCAGCAGCUGAGGCAGGAGUGUCGAGGGCCAGAGUUGCCCUUGGAUGCAGGAGCUCUGUCUUCUUCGAGCCUUGAGGAGCCUAGGAUUCCUGUGAACCAGCAUGUCAAGAAGAAGAGCAACUCUGAAGGUAUUCUGAAGAAACAAGAAGCUGUAGAAGCUGACCUGAGAAAUAAGCUGAAGCAUUUUACAGACUGGAUUAACCCUAACACAAAAGAUCAAGGGCAUAAGGAAUGCAUUCUCCGCUGUAAGAAUGAGAAAGUGGCCAAAACCAAGACAAAAAAGGCUGAGAAGAGUCCACCUCCCACCAAACGCCCCAUGAAGGGAGCUAAGUUGGAGAAGGAGGAGGGCUUCUUUGACGCGCUCCAGUGCCUGGACAGUGAGUUCCAGCGACAGUCUGUGCAGUCCGUGCAGUCUGGCCAGUCCUGUUUCCUGCCCCUCUCCAGUGGCAGCUCCAAGCGCAGUCCUCUGCUGACUCGUGCCACUCAGCCAGAAAAUCCAUCCCAAGUCUCAGUGUGCACCUCAGCAGAAGGCACUCGUCUACCCCAGGAGAGUACCCAGUCCAGGAAGAAGGAGCUCAGAGGUUCCCAGACUUCUGCAUCCUCCUGAAAAGGCUGUCAUCAUCAUUUCCAUUAAUGUUCUGGUGAGGCAGGACCCUCUCCAAAUAAACUCUAUACCUCUAAGCAAAGAACCACCUGUUUGCGCCUCCUUGUUUUCAGUGUGGUAUGUGAUGGAAAGAGUAGAGGCAUUAGAUUGUACACCCCAUAUGGUAUAGGAGCUUAAACCCAUUUCACAGGUAGGUAAGCAUUCCACCUGACUCUUUCAUCUCCACCUUGGACUGUGGAUAGAGGGACCUGAGCACAGAAAGAAGACCCUUAUCUAAGGUACGCUGAAGGUAAAGAUCAUGCUUGACUUCUGUCCUGGCUUCCCUGCUGUCUUUGGGCCCCAGAGGAGCAAAUUGUGCAUGAUAGUACAAGAAAGUGAUAGCUAGGAAUCCAGUGCAUUUUUGGCACAGUUCAUCGAUAACUACUAUAUAUUCCCACAAUCUGGAGGGAAGACUUUUA
Dama dama (fallow deer) is the source of this 1676-nucleotide messenger RNA. RefSeq names its product SPATA31 subfamily F member 3 (gene SPATA31F3). The transcript is spliced from 5 exons. Lineage: Eukaryota; Metazoa; Chordata; Mammalia; Artiodactyla; Cervidae. The coding region runs from base 7 to 1221 and encodes 404 amino acids. The record is from RefSeq and is a predicted model, not a curated record.